This is a messenger RNA of Oncorhynchus gorbuscha (pink salmon), 2258 nucleotides long. RefSeq names its product transmembrane protein 82-like. The record is from RefSeq and is a predicted model, not a curated record. The transcript has 6 exons. The coding region runs from base 225 to 1388 and encodes 387 amino acids. Lineage: Eukaryota; Metazoa; Chordata; Actinopteri; Salmoniformes; Salmonidae.
CCUUUGAACCUUCAACACGAAGAGAUCAAUACGGUGAAAAUGAAGGCAACAUGACAAGCAUCUGAAGAGUUUCGUGUUGCGAAGGAAAGGAUACUAAUACCUCCUACUUCGUCACUGCGUUUCUAAUCAAUGGCAAUAUCACUGUACAUUUUGGAUCGAGGUUUCUAGCAUUGGAUGCAUAACACAUACUUGCGCGCAUCGUGCCAGUCAGAAAAAACGAAAAAAUGUCAAUGUCUCCCUCCAAUUGGCUAGCGUGGAUCCCGGCGUGGCUGCCAUUUGACUCCAACCCUUUUGACUGUGUAUUGCAAGGUCUGGUUGGUGCGUGUGGAAUCUCAGUGUUCUAUAAUCUCAUGAGAGUUCACCUACUCCUUCAGUCAAUCAGUGGCUCUGAAUAUAAUGGGGACAGUAAAGACAAGGGAAGGUCAGAGUCUUCGCCUGCAGCAGGGAACAAGCCUUUGGGGGGACAUGGGUUGAGUGGUGUGCUGCAGUUUUGGUUCCUGACUGGCCUCCUGUCUCUGGUCGGCCCCCGGGUCUCCUCUCUAGUGGUCCUGGAGUUCUCCCUCAGAGCCGUCGCUGCCUGGAUCACUGCAGGACCGGAUGUCCUCCCAGGCAGCACCAAGCUCAUGCUGGUCCAGUGCCAGUUUUCUCUAGGCUGUGCUCUGAGCUGCAGUCUCCACUUCCUCCAGGAGGGGGCUCCCCAUCGCUCACUCAGCCUCUUGCUGGCGGCCGGUCUCAGCUGGCUGCUGGCAGGUCACUGCCACUUUCUCUGGGGCCACGUCUCCAGGCUCUACCACAUACACAGCUCCCAGCGUUACUGUGGGGUCUGCAUCACCCUCCUGAACUCCGGCCACUCCCUGCUCCCCUCGCUGCAGAGAGCCGUGCUCCUGGCUUUUGCUGUGGCUGGCGUGGCCGGCCUCGCCACCGUGCACCACCACUUCCUGUCCGAGGCGGAGUCUCUGAGGUUCUGGACACCACUGACCAUCUGCUACACCCUGUUGGUGGUCUAUGUCCAAGAGGAGCGGAAUCGACGCCCUGGCAGUGAGGCCUUGCUGCACACGGUGGCUUUGCGUCUGGGAGCCCUGCUGGUGCUCAUGCUGAUGGUGGGCCGCUGGACCGACAUGCUCCACAUCCUCAUCACCUUCCUGGGGGAAUUUGUCUGUCUCUUACCUUCUCAUGACCUCCUCCAAGCCCUGACCCAGGUGGAAGCAAAAGAAGACAUUCCCAGCAGAUCUGCCCAGCACUCCAGCAACACACAGCAGCACAUGUCACCAAGGAGAAGCCUGUGCUCCAUGUCAUCAGACAGAGACACACAGAGAGACUAUCAGGCUGCAGAAUACCACAACACAGACCAGUUCCUGUUUCACUCUACCUCAGAUCGAGAAAAAUAACUUGUUCUUCAAAUACAGCCAUCUACUGGCCUGUCUCACUCUGUGAUAUGUUGAAAUCCAAUAAUGUCCCCAUUUACACAUAUUAAUCAUUGAUACUGUUUUGUCCCAUAGACGUACACCAUUUUUGUCAUAAAUCAUAGCAAUAUUAAAAUAUGAAUUGUUGUUUAUGACCUUGUUAUGACACUGUGUGGUUUUGGACCAGUGAAGGAAGACCUAAACCUGUUUACACAAGAUCUGUUGUUUCUUUCCUCUGUCUUCUCUUGAAUUAUUAACCAGUCUAUUACCACAGUGACAAGGACGUGGUUGCUAGAGCCACAAAUAUACAGUUUGUUCUCUGGCUAAGUGGCUUACAUGACACUGUAUGGUAUAGAUACGGUAUAGAUUUGAGCUGUAGCUAGGAGUUGUAGUCUAUUUACCAGAUGUCCCGAGUUGACUAUUCAAACUAUAACAACUGUGAUGAUCAUUUCUAUUAUUUAAGAGGGGUGAGUAUACAGUGAAAGAUAGAAGGUGGUAAGGAAGUGGUUGAAUGGUAAGUCAAAUGGGGGAAUGAUGAGAAGGAGAGGGUUGAAGAUAUGGAUGAACUGAGGUUCAAAGACCAGAGGGAAAGGUGUGUGGUAACUGUUGUCUCUACUGGGUGUACCUCGUCCCUUCAAAAAGUAGUCAUCACCCUGUUGCGCAAUCCUAGUAGAUUUACAUUUUAGUAAUUUAGCAGAUGUUCUUGUCCUGGGCGACUUACAGUCAAACAGGAAGUACAGACAGGAGUCAUGCUUUAUCAACUAAACGAAAGAGCAAUUAGACCAUUAUUUGGUUUAUGAUGCCAGCGUUAUGUCUAGGGUUUUAAAUAGUUGCGAAUAAAACCAGAUUAAAGUU